AGGGAAGCCUGUCAGCUUGUUAGCCCCGCUGAUCCCGCCCCAUAGCUCAGGGCAGCCUUUAACCUUUAGCCCCAGCGGGCGCCAGCCACUCAGAUCGCUUCUUGUUGGUAUGUGUAGCGGCAGUGGCCGCCGGCGGAGCAGUCUGAGCCCGACGAUGAGGCCGGGGACGGGAGCCGAGCGUGGAGGCCUCAUGGUGAGUGAAAUGGAGAGCCAACCUCCUUCGCGGGGUCCCGGGGACGGGGAGCGGAGAUUGUCCGGCUCAAGCCUCUGCUCCAGCUCUUGGGUCUCUGCUGACGGCUUCCUGAGGAGACGGCCCUCGAUGGGGCACCCUGGCAUGCAUUAUGCACCGAUGGGAAUGCACCCAAUGGGUCAGAGAGCAAAUAUGCCUCCUGUACCUCAUGGAAUGAUGCCACAAAUGAUGCCCCCUAUGGGAGGGCCACCAAUGGGACAAAUGCCUGGAAUGAUGUCCUCAGUAAUGCCUGGAAUGAUGAUGUCUCAUAUGUCUCAGGCUUCCAUGCAACCUGCCUUACCGCCAGGAGUAAAUAGUAUGGAUGCAGCAGCAGGUGCAGCAUCUGGUGUAAAAUCAAUGUGGACUGAACAUAAAUCACCUGAUGGAAGAACUUACUACUACAAUACUGAAACAAAACAGUCCACCUGGGAGAAACCAGAUGAUCUUAAAACGCCUGCUGAGCAACUCUUAUCUAAAUGCCCUUGGAAGGAAUAUAAGUCUGAUUCUGGAAAGCCUUAUUAUUAUAAUUCUCAAACAAAAGAAUCGCGCUGGGCCAAACCUAAAGAACUUGAGGAUCUUGAAGGAUACCAGAAUACCAUUGUUGCUGGAGGUCUUAUUACAAAAUCAAACCUGCAUGCCAUGAUCAAAGCUGAAGAAAGCAGCAAACAAGAAGAUUGCAGCACAUCAGCAGCUCCAGUUCCUACAACAGAAAUUCCUACUACUAUGACCACCAUGGCUGCUGCAGAAGCCGCAGCUGCUGUUGUUGCUGCAGCAGCUGCAGCUGCAGCAGCUGCAGCAGCAGCCAAUGCUAGUGCUUCCACUUCUACUACUAAUAGUGUGGGAACUGUUCCAGUUGUUCCUGAACCUGAAGUUACUUCCAUUGUUGCAACUGUUGUAGAUAAUGAAAAUACAGUAACUAUUUCAACUGAAGAACAAGCACAGCUUACUAAUACCUCUACUAUUCAGGAUCUAAGUGUUGAAGUAUCUAGUAAUGUAGAAGAAACAUCUAAGCUGGAAGCUGUAGCGGAUUUUACUCCCAAAAAAGAAGAGGAAGAGAACCAACCAGCAAAAAAAACUUAUACUUGGAAUACGAAGGAAGAGGCAAAGCAGGCAUUCAAAGAAUUACUAAAAGAAAAGCGGGUACCAUCCAAUGCUUCAUGGGAGCAAGCUAUGAAGAUGAUCAUUAAUGAUCCACGAUACAGUGCGUUAGCAAAAUUGAGUGAGAAAAAGCAGGCCUUUAAUGCCUAUAAAGUACAGACAGAGAAAGAGGAAAAAGAAGAAGCAAGAUCAAAAUACAAAGAAGCUAAGGAAUCCUUUCAGCGUUUUCUAGAAAAUCAUGAGAAAAUGACCUCUACAACCAGAUAUAAAAAAGCAGAACAAAUGUUUGGAGAGAUGGAAGUCUGGAAUGCAAUAUCUGAACGUGAUCGUCUUGAAAUCUAUGAGGAUGUUUUAUUCUUUCUGUCAAAAAAAGAAAAGGAACAAGCAAAGCAGUUGCGAAAGAGAAAUUGGGAAGCCUUAAAAAACAUACUUGAUAAUAUGGCUAAUGUAACGUACUCUACUACUUGGUCAGAGGCCCAGCAGUAUCUAAUGGAUAAUCCAACUUUUGCAGAAGAUGAAGAGUUACAGAACAUGGACAAAGAAGAUGCAUUAAUUUGCUUUGAAGAACACAUUCGGGCUUUAGAAAAGGAGGAGGAAGAAGAAAAGCAGAAAAGCUUGCUGAGAGAAAGGCGACGGCAGCGUAAAAAUAGGGAAUCUUUCCAGAUAUUUUUAGAUGAACUACAUGAACAUGGACAACUACAUUCUAUGUCAUCUUGGAUGGAACUGUAUCCAACCAUUAGUUCUGACAUUAGAUUUACUAAUAUGCUUGGUCAGCCUGUUUUUUCAUUAGGCUCAACUGCCCUUGAUCUUUUCAAGUUUUAUGUUGAGGAUCUUAAAGCACGUUAUCACGAUGAAAAAAAGAUAAUAAAAGACAUUCUAAAGGAUAAAGGAUUUGUAGUUGAAGUAAAUACUACAUUUGAAGAUUUUGUGGCAAUAAUCAGUUCAACUAAACGAUCAACUACCUUAGAUGCUGGAAAUAUCAAGUUGGCUUUCAAUAGCUUGCUGGAAAAGGCAGAAGCCCGUGAACGUGAGAGAGAAAAAGAGGAGGCUCGGAAAAUGAAACGAAAAGAAUCUGCAUUUAAGAGUAUGUUGAAACAAGCUGCACCUCCAAUAGAGUUGGAUGCCGUCUGGGAAGAUAUCCGGGAGAGAUUUGUAAAAGAGCCAGCAUUUGAGGAUAUAACUCUAGAAUCUGAAAGAAAAAGAAUAUUUAAAGAUUUUAUGCAUGUCCUUGAGCAUGAGUGUCAGCAUCAUCAUUCAAAGAAUAAGAAACAUUCUAAGAAAUCCAAGAAACAUCAUAGAAAACGAUCCCGCUCUCGAUCGGGGUCAGAUUCAGAUGACGAUGACAGCCACUCAAAGAAAAAAAGACAGCGAUCGGAGUCCCACUCUGCCUCAGAACACUCUUCUAGUGCUGAGUCUGAGAGAAGUUAUAAAAAAUCAAAAAAGCAUAAGAAGAAAAGCAAGAAGAGGAGGCAUAAAUCUGAUUCUCCAGAAUCAGAUGCAGAGCGAGAAAAGGAUAAAAAAGAAAAAGAUCGGGAAAAUGAAAAAGACAGAACUAGACAGAGAUCAGAAUCAAAACACAAAUCACCUAAGAAAAAGACUGGGAAGGAUUCUGGUAAUUGGGAUACUUCUGGCAGUGAACUGAGUGAGGGGGAAUUAGAAAAACGGAGAAGAACCCUUUUGGAGCAACUGGACGAUGAUCAAUAAAUUAUACCAAAUAUAUGUUUACAGUAUGAUUUAAAGUCUAAUCCAGACCAGGGACUAUUUUAAGUUGUUUAAGUAACACUGGGUUUUAAUUGUAUCACAGAAAAAAAA
Messenger RNA from Octodon degus (degu), 3139 nucleotides. It is a transcript of the gene Prpf40a, whose product is annotated as pre-mRNA processing factor 40 homolog A. Lineage: Eukaryota; Metazoa; Chordata; Mammalia; Rodentia; Octodontidae. Gene Ontology annotation, molecular function: RNA binding; protein binding. The record is from RefSeq and is a predicted model, not a curated record. Gene Ontology annotation, biological process: mRNA cis splicing, via spliceosome. Gene Ontology annotation, cellular component: U2-type prespliceosome; U1 snRNP. The transcript has 26 exons. The coding region runs from base 110 to 3031 and encodes 973 amino acids.